AGCCGCAAACAUCGAAGUGCUCGCCAGGGUGGUUUUCUCCCUCCUUCUUCUCCUUCUUAUUGCGUUACAUGUAUGUAUCGUUUUCACGGUGGUGCGGUGUUUUAUAUGAUAACGUACCAGUGGUGUUGUCUCCUUGUCCAGUUUGACGAUAAAUAAUAAUAAUAACAACUGGUACUUUGGUCGUGUGGAACGAAUUUAAGGUGGUGGACGGCGAGCGAGGGGUUGAAAAACCACCCCCGGGUGGCCCGCGAGUGAUGGGCAGUCGGUGACAACUGCUCGUCCGGGGCCCCGUUGCGGUGGCGGUGGUACAACACACCACGUGUAUCUGACGUUUGUCGCAAGCUCGCAAGUUUAUAUAUAUAUAGAUGCACACGUGCGCUAGUGACAGCCGAGGCCCGUUGACUGUUGCCGCCGAUGCCCACUCGCUCUUACCUGCCGAUCGGCUGUCAUCGUCGUCGUCCGGGUACUGCGGCAACGUGGAAGAAAACCCGGACUGCGGUCCGGAGUCGUCGAGGGGGAAGCACACCCACCGAGCUAUGUACGACACGGCCAUGGAGUCCUGGAUGUACGAAGUGGUCUGUAUGAUGUCUGGUAGCGCCGCUGAGGGUAUGAUCGGCAACGGCAGGACGAUGCCCAACAUCAAGCAAGAAAUCGACAACCCGACGACCCCCGGCCAGAACUAUCAGGUCUGUUCCCCAACCACGACAUUGCAACAGCAAGAGUCGUUGUGCAGCAAAAUGGACAUGCAUGAGUACGGGGGCAGCGGAGGCAGUCCCGGCAGUCCAGAGAUGCACCACUGUUCCUCGACGACGCAACCACUUGGCACACCCGAGGACGGGGUUAAGGAAGAGGACACGGGCCCAAGGAGAAUGUGCCUGGUUUGCGGCGACACGGCGAGCGGCUUUCACUACGGGGUCGCCUCUUGCGAGGCUUGCAAGGCUUUCUUCAAGAGAACGAUACAAGCCAGCAACUUCACAGGCAACAUCGAGUACACGUGCCCGGCCAACGGGGAGUGCGAGAUCAACAAGCGGCGCAGAAAGGCCUGUCAGGCCUGCAGGUUCCAAAAGUGCCUCAGGCAGGGUAUGCUCAAGGAGGGGGUGCGGCUCGACCGGGUCAGGGGCGGCAGGCAAAAGUACCGCAGGAGCACCGAUCCCUACGUACCUGGCAAGACCAUUACCCUCGAAGCUAACGUAGGAUCGUCAGGCUACGCGGAAGCAACGAACAACAAGAUGGUGGAAGCGUUGGUUGCCUGCGAGCCGGACAUCCUACAGGUGUCCACAUCAUCCCACAGCCUGGACACCGAGCAGCGAGUGCUCAGCCAGCUGUCGGACCUCUACGACCGCGAACUCGUCGGGAUCAUCGGCUGGGCGAAACAGAUACCCGGCUUCAGCAGCCUACCGCUCAACGACCAGAUGCGACUGCUGCAGAGCACGUGGGCCGAGAUCUUGACCUUCGGCCUCGCCUGGAGAAGCAUACCCAACAACGGCAAGCUCAGGUUCGCCCAGGACCUUACGCUCGACGAGAGGCUAGCUCGCGAGUGCCACUGCCUGGAACUGUACACACACUGCAUGCAAAUCGUGGAGAGGCUGCAGCGACUGGGUCUAGCGCGCGAGGAGUUCUACAUGCUGAAGGCCCUCGUGUUGACGAACAGCGACGCGAAGCUGGACGAGCCGCACGCCCUGCACCGCUUCCGGGACAGUAUCCUCGGCUCGUUGUCGGAUUGCGUGAGCGCGGUGAGGCCGGGCCAGGCGCUGAGGGCCACCCAAAACAUGUUCCUAGUGCUGCCGGGGCUACGCCAGGCCGACGGUAUCGUGCGCAAGUUCUGGUCGGGGGUCUACCGCACCGGCAAGGUGCCCAUGAACAAGCUCCUCGUCGAGAUGCUCGAGGCCGCCAGUUACCGAUGAGGGGCACCACGGCUCUUCCGAUUCGAACGACUGAGAGCUGCGUCCGUGCUGCUGGUGGUGGUGGUGGUGAUGAUAGUGGUGGUUGGAGGUGAGCUUGGACGCUGUUGCGAGGGAUGUGGUAUGCGAGAUUCGCGCUUAGCUCAUACGACGCAUACCGCGGGGGAGCAAGAUGCCUUGAAUAAUGCGAA
Molecule: messenger RNA, 2092 nt
Organism: Copidosoma floridanum
Lineage: Eukaryota; Metazoa; Arthropoda; Insecta; Hymenoptera; Encyrtidae
Gene: Err
Product: estrogen-related receptor
Biological process (GO): regulation of DNA-templated transcription
Cellular component (GO): nucleus
Molecular function (GO): zinc ion binding; sequence-specific DNA binding; steroid binding
Source: RefSeq, a predicted model, not a curated record